Ectocarpus siliculosus is the source of this 1937-nucleotide messenger RNA. The record is from the annotation of a GenBank genome assembly. NCBI's taxonomy places the organism in Eukaryota, Phaeophyceae, Ectocarpales, Ectocarpaceae.
CCCACAAGGAAGGCGGGCAGGAUGCUCCUUCUUAAGCCAUGGUUAUGCUGUGUGUCGCUGUUACAGUUGGCUGUGACACGGUCGUCGGCAUGGGUUUUUGUCGGGAACACGGCAGGGUCCCGCAUCAUGCACACAACUUUAUCCAAGACCUGGGCUGGCUCUAAGGUGCAUUCCACACCCACACGGGUGGCCGGCGACGUUACCACCGCGGUAGCAGGAACGCGUGUGGUGGGAUUGGGGCGGCGACGCUGCUCUGUACUUACGAUGGGGAAGGCUGAUGCUAAGGACGCUGAUGUGGCUCUGAGGAGCGUCAAGGUGGGGCCACUGAAGCAAGAAAAUAUCGAACUGCCGUCAGGGGUUUCCAUGCAGACGUUGUCCCAGAAGCCUUCAACGGGGUCGCCCAAGCGAAGCAAGCCCCCACCGCCGCUGGUAUUCAUCCACGGAUCGUACCAUGCGGCAUGGUGUUGGGCAGAGCACUGGAUGCCAUUUCUCGCGGCAAAGGGCUACGAGACAUACUCCAUCAGCCUUAGAGGGACUUCUGGGACGCUCAUCCCCGGAGCUGAGCCAGACGCGAAAGGCAUCAAGGUGAAGAUCUCCGACCACGUUGAUGACAUUCGGAGCUUUGCGGAGACCUUCCUGCCCGGGCGCCGGCCGGUUUUCGUCUCUCACAGCUUCGGCGGGGUGGUUCUGCUGAAGCUUUUGGAAGAGCUAGCGACUGAAGGUGGUCAGGGCGAAAAGGAAAACAAAGACAAGGAGGGUGCCGAUGGAAUACGGCCGGCCGUGGCCGGGGGGGCGUUCUUGUGCUCGGUACCCCCCUCAGGGAACGGCCCCAUGACAAAGCGAUUCAUCAAACAGAGACCGGUGAUGGCGGUGAAAAUCGUGCUGGGCUUCGUUCUGAAGAUGGCGGUGUACUGGCCGUGGCUGGCUCGAGAUCUCUUCUUCUGCCAGGCGUUGGAGCAAUCGGCGCUCAAGAGAUACAUGUCACGUUUCAAGGCCGACUCCAAGAAUGGCUUGGAUCUCAUGGACUUUUCGGGCCAGCUGCCAAUGAAAAUGGCGAACGCGGACGGGCAGGCAACGUGGGUGAACCAAGCCCCACCCAGGUUGGUGAUCGGGGCAGAGCGGGACCGCAUCGUGGAUGAGGCAGGUGUUCAGGAGAUGGCCGCGUUCCUCGACACCGACUACGUAAUGCUGCCAACGGUGCCGCAUGAGGUCAUGCUGGGUCCCGAUUGGCCGUUGGGGGUCGCGCGGCUUCUUCAGUGGCUGGAGACUACGGACUUUGCCAUGUCGAGCAAGCCAUGACGGAAAGUUCUGCAGGUGUUGGUCGCUCUCCUCGUAUUUCUGUGUUGUGCUCUGCUCAUCGUGCCGUGCAGUGCUCAUCUCAGAGGAGUAAACAUGGUUGUUCGCCCAACGCAAGACCACGCCCACCUGAACCCCAAGAAGCUCGAUGGACGCGUCGACAACACACCCACAUCGAGUCCGCUGCCUUUUCUUUUGACCCGGAGAAGAGUUACGUUGACACAUCAGGAAGCACGGGGGUGUAGCAUGCAUGUGGAUAGGUGUCAAGAGGUAUCAUGGCCUUGGCGCCCACCUUUCGACUACCUCGAAUCGGCUCUGCUAUCAAAGCUGCCGCGUGUUUGUCAUGGACCUUCAUUGCAACUGCGCACGUAAUUCUGGGACGCGAAGAACCUGCCAGGGCGGUGGGGUCACUGAAAUGGAGAGCCUGUCCGGCCGAAACGCGAUAGACUUACGUCGCCAGCGUUGAGUGGCCUCUGCCGCGCAUUGUCCCGGGACUAUUGCUGUUUUGGUGCUGUCAUCUCCUUGCUAUUGCGUAGAUCGAGUGCUCGCAGUGCCCUUUUUUGCCAAUUUUCACAAGCAUGCUUUUUUUGGUGUUGUUGAAUGCAUCACGUUCUUCUCUGUGUUCGCUCUUGUGUUCCUCG